Molecule: messenger RNA, 4172 nt
Organism: Protopterus annectens (West African lungfish)
Lineage: Eukaryota; Metazoa; Chordata; Ceratodontiformes; Protopteridae
Gene: GPR149
Product: G protein-coupled receptor 149
Exons: 4
Coding region: 668-2848 (726 amino acids)
Biological process (GO): neuropeptide signaling pathway
Cellular component (GO): membrane; neuron projection
Molecular function (GO): G protein-coupled receptor activity; neuropeptide binding
Source: RefSeq, a predicted model, not a curated record
GGUUCCAGUGAAGGCUUCUAGUCAAGCAUACAGAAUCUCAUAGCAGGCUUUGAGCUGUUCUGUGUUUCAUUCAUUUUUAACCCUCUGUUGAAUUAAAAUCAGCUCACAUUAAGUUAGAUUUCUAUGGAUGGUUCCCAACUGUAAAAUGUUGGAUGUGUCAGAAAUUUGCUCUCAGCAAGAAAUAUGUACAUUUGCGUGUUUUCUUCUGGGUCUUUAUCAGAUGCAAAAGCAAUAACCCUCUAAGACUGUGAGCUCCCUCUGAACUGCGACAGGAACUUAGGAACUGCAGAGAGCUAAAGCAAAGUAUUUCUUUCAGUGGCAGCUGGGUUCUCUCAACUAGUAAAUUUCUCUUUCGGUGGGCUUUGCGUUCUUGGCAGUAACCUUCCGUCUUUUUGAGAAGUGCUUUUGGCUGAGUUAUAGGAAGAACCUGAUGUAGGAAACAUUAUUAAUGGGAGACUUCUUCAAGCAGCAGGCAUAGUGAGAGUUUUUUUUUUUUUUUUUUGAAGCCAUUGAACCUCAGGGAAAUAAAGAAAAAAAUAUCUCUUUAACAGGACAUGGUGAAAAAGCAGAGUUAAGAACACGGAAUGAUGUACUCCAAACCUGUCAGAAGCUUGUGCUUAUAUCUGACUGAAAAGAAACAAUUGCCAAAGCCUCUUUGAAAAGGAAAAUGUCUUUUACUUCUUCUAACAAGACUGGCACAUACAUGGCCAACAAUGAUGAAAUGAACACGCAGACUGGGCAGAGAAGUGUGAAUGUGCUCUUUUUAUGUCUCACCUUCUUUAUAACACUAGUGACUUUGUUUGGAAGUGUGUAUUCUCUAGUUUCACUUCUCCGGAUGAGAAACAAGACACCUAUUUCCUUGAUUGUGGCAUCUCUGGCCAUGGAUGAUUUGCUUAGUGUAAUAUCUGUCUCUGGCUUCAUGUAUAUGCAGUGGGCAAGAGAGCAUCAUACCACACCACUGUGCGCUAUCUCUGCAUUGCUUUAUAUGGUCCAGGGCAUUUCAAGUCACCUCAAAGCAUCACUUAUAGUACUUUACAAUUUUUACACCACCAAAAAAUAUGGACAACUACAAACUACAAAUAAGCCACUCAAAAUGACUGCAAUAAUAGUCCCAAUCUGGAUAUUUAGUCUGGCAGUAAGCCUUUUUCCUUUAUGUGGCUGGAGUUCAUAUGUCCCUACUACAUGGGGCUGUUUUGUAGACUCAUCCAGUUCAUAUGUUUUGUUUCUCGUUGUUAUCUAUUCACUUUGUUUUUGUAUUCUUGCAGUUUUGUCUGUCCCUCUUACUUACCAGCUCCUAUGCUCUGAUGAAAAUCAGCAAUAUUUUCAUCCGAGUUAUCAGAAAAUUAAGAGUGACUAUUUGUGGGAAGGAAGAACUCUUGCUAGCAAUCUAUCAUAUCACUCUCCAGUAGAAUCUUCAGACAAAACCUUGGGUCAUUCCAUAAGUAAAAGCCCAAGCUUGGAUGCUGGUUUUAAAACCAGUCAGGAUGAUGGAGGACAAGGCUGUAGUCCUUUAGAUUCACACAGCAGCAGAAACCCUACAGUUGUCUUUGCACAGAAGCGAUUCUCUUUAAUACUGGCUAUGACCAAACUAGUUUUAUGGUUGCCAAUUAUGAUCCAAAUGACUCUGCAGCAUGUGACAGGUUUCAAGAGCACUUCUUUUGAAAUGUUAAGUUUUCUUCUGACCUUAUUGGCUCCUGCGCUGACCCCAGUGUUUGUCUUGUCUGAACACUGGCUUCAUCUGCCUUGUGGCUGUAUUAUUAACUGUAGACAAAAUGUGCACACAGUGUCUUCUGAAUCAGCUGGAGCUAAAAGAAAGGGGUUUGAAUUCAACCUUUCAUUCCAGCAAGGAUACAUUUACAAAAUAUCACAGGCUAAUCACUGCACUACUCAAGAGUCCACAUCCUGCCAUAAUCUGAUUAAUUCGGAAUCUGUAAACCUAAGAGCACCUCCGGUGGAAAGCAAUAAAACUGCAAACAGUUCCAAGUUAGAUUUCAGCACCACAAAUACCCGGGACAGCUCUCUGAAGCAUAACAAAAGCAUUAAAAAAAAUUGCAAGGAGAUCAACCAUGACACCACAACAGAGAAAGGCACUGGAUGUACGCAUUCUGAAAGGAAAAGUAAAACAGUGGGUAAGGAAGAGGCAAAAUUCUUGGACAAAGCGACCCUUUUUAAUAGCCUGGAAAGGAGGCUUUCCCAUGAAGAGAACCGCAAACCAGAACUUUCAGACUGGGAAUGGUGUAGAAGCAAAUCUGAACGAACACCCCGACAGAAAUCAAGCGGUGGCUUAGCCAUCCCCGUGUGUGCAUUUCAAGGAACAGUCUCUCUACAUGCACCUACAGGAAAGACUCUAUCACUCUCAACAUAUGAGAUAAGUAGUGAUGGGCAAAAAAUAACUCCAACAUCCAAGAAAAUUGAAGUGUACCGAUCAAAAAGUGUAGGCCAUGAGCCCAAUGUAGAAGACUCUCCUUCAAACUUUGCUGAUACUAAUGUAAAAAUUCAUCUAGAGGUCCUUGAAAUCUGUGACAAUGAAGAGGCCAUGGAUACCGUGUCAAUUGUUAGCAACAUCAGUCAGUCAUCAGCACAUGCAAGAUCACCAUCCUUACGCUACUCAAGAAAGGAAAAUCGAUUUAUUUCAUGUGAUUUAGGGGAGACAGCUUCCUAUUCUCUUUUUAUACCAACAAAUAACCCUGACUCUGGCAUAAAUAUAUCAAUUCCAGAUACAGUUGAAGCUCAUCGGCGUAACAGUAGAAAUCAGCAAAAAGACAUCUUUGGCUACCGGGAAGAGAUACAACUAUUAAAUGAAGCAUAUCGGAAAAGGGAAGAAGAAGAAGAAGAUAAGAAUUCAUAGGGUGUAUGGCUUAAACAGCUGAAAUUGGAUGAACAAUGCUAAUGGAAGAAUGCUUCAUAACAAAAAUGACGAAGUAUUUUUUUAGAUUUGUGACUGUAUUUCUUAUUUAGCAUGUUGAAAUAAUUUGUAUAAACUAACCAUUAAAACAUUUUGGCAGCAGUUAAUGAAACAUAUUGGUGUAUUUUGAACUGCAAUGGGUAACAAAGUUACAUAUUCACCAGUUAUGCCAUUAUUUUUCAGUACAUCUAAAAUUUGUGCAAUCGACUGUGUUUUAUAAAUGGUGAUAUUACCAUGGAGCACUGUGAUAUGUAAGCCAUGAACAUUAGAAUCAAUACUGGUGACAUUUUGUCUGGUUGUCCUGAAAGUACACAAGUUAUUAUCAACACGGAUAAACAAAUUCUAAUAAAAUCGUUAUCAGACUGCAAUGGUCAUGACUCUUUCUGGUUAUCACAACAGUUUCAAACAAGUCCUUGUGACAUAUCUCUUUGGCAACUAAUACUAAAAGCAGUGAAAUAAACUGAACAAACAUUUUCGAAACUCCAACAAAAUACAUAAAAAAUAUAAGGUGAAUAACCUGAUGACAGAAAGAAUAAUUUCAUGUUGUGCUUGUCUCAGUUGCUGAUUCACACUUUCAACCUUGUAUUGAUAAAUAUGUUCUGUUCAUCUCUUAUGUGAUCCUAUUCACUCAGGCUGUGCCUGUAAAUGGUCCACUGAUAUUAGCACACUACUCCGAUAAACAAAUACAAACAAAUAAAUAAGCUGGUAUAGAGUGGAUCGUAUACAAUUGUUCAACAAAUGCACUGGGUGCAAUAUAAGUAUUAGAUUCAGACACAGGGUACUGAGAUGGGGGGGUUGGUUGAAGGUUAGUCUUGUAAGUCAUGCUUUGUACAUGACAUUAUUGUGACCUGUUGAUACUCCACAAAGUCCCUAUAGCAGAUCCAGCGAGUGCAAGGAAACAGACCCCAUCAUUCUUCAAGACAAAGUUUGAAUACCUGGAGUGUUAAGGAUUUUCCAACACAUGGAGAAGUGAUUUAUCAGACUAGUUGUGCCCCCACUUUAUAACUUUUUGGAGCCAGCUCCUCCUUUUCUUAAAGUGAUGUGACCUUGGAGUUGAUUAUAUUUAAUGAGGGUGCAAGAGAUUUCCCCUGCCUAGGAAAUUUGGGGAGUUUGCCUUCCGCCACCAAAAAAGAAAGGUUUAUUGUAAAUAGUGGACAUUUGUGCAGUUGUUGAUUUUCCAACUGUUAAUCUUUGUGGAACUGAUGUGCAUCAAGACUUGACUGACUAUGAAAACAAAGAUGAAUAAAAUGGAAAAUGGUGUACAUUU